UUUGACAACAACGGGCUGUCUUGGGUUUACUCUCAUCCUCUUCUACUCCCUCCCCACCAUCAUCGUCGCCUGUCAUGCCUCCCCCCUUUCACCUCCCACGCGAUCGUCCGGCUGACGCCGUGUCCAACACAUCCACUUCCAAGCAGGGCUCUCAUUACGCAAACAUGGGCAAUAUGAAGGACACAGACAAGAAGAGCAAGGAGCCUGUUGAGACAGACGCCACUGAUCGCCCCAAAGAGGAAGCUGCCUCUGACAAAGAUACUGAUAUCAUCGAAAGGCGCCUACAUUUGGUAGAAAUCCUCAAAGUGUUCUCGAUUGUCCAAGCCCGCAUCCCGAAUGGCGACUACGGCCAUCUUCUCCUCCAGAUUUCUGAGGGUGAUUUUCCCAACUUUCCCCGGAGGAUUACUGCUCAGUAUGACGGUACCCCUGGGCCCCCUGAAGUAGUCUUCAUAACCGAGCGUACCCUGUCCACGGACGAGAUCAUCGCCGCUAAUCGCGAGCUGCCUGAACCCAACUGUGAGACAACCCGCCAGCACAAGCUGUAAUCCGACUUCACGAGUGUGGCCUUCACCCCCUCGGUUCACAGACAGGUCAAUCCAAAGGUCAAAGUCCUUCUCGGCUCCUGAAGCCCUGUAUUGGCAUUCACUACAGUGUGAUUUACCGCGCGUGUAGUAGAUCUGAGAAGAUCAGGACCGAUGUUACACUUUGCGCCUGUUUCGCUGCAAACAUGGAAUCACGAACUUGGAUAGCAUUACAUUAAUUACACCGCGUGCUUUCCUCGCUAGCAAAGUCUGGAU
Molecule: messenger RNA, 797 nt
Organism: Aspergillus fijiensis CBS 313.89
Lineage: Eukaryota; Fungi; Ascomycota; Eurotiomycetes; Eurotiales; Aspergillaceae
Exons: 1
Coding region: 75-545 (156 amino acids)
Source: RefSeq, a predicted model, not a curated record